CUACCAUUCCGCCCCCGACUUUGUCCUGUGAACUUCGAGUAAGAACCCUCGAGCAUCCCGACAAUCGUGAUCCUCCUCCUUCUCUUCUUCAUCAGGCUCAUCUUCAUUCUGACCAUCCUCAUCCUCAGGCUCAGCCUCACUCUAAUGCAGCGGCGUGGAAAUUAAAGCCCAAAGAGGACACUUUUUUGUUUGUUUCUGCAUGAGAAAGGCAAUGGAGGAGCAGAAAGUCAGCACAGAUCAUUCAGUGUGUAGAUCUUGCAGAAGAACCGAGAGACACACAACAACGAUGUCUUCUUCCUGUAGACUUUUGCUUUUCACUGUGGCGAUGUCACUGCAUUUGUCCCAAGCCUCCUCUAUAGAGACGCUGUGCGGCGGCGAGCUGGUGGACACUCUGCAGUUCGUGUGUGGAGACAGAGGCUUUUACUUCAGUCGGCCAUACAGAUCGAACAGUCGGCGUCCUCCCCGAGGAAUAGUAGAGGAGUGCUGUUUUCGGAGCUGCGAUUUGCAUCUUCUUGAGCAGUAUUGCGCGAAACCUGCAAAGUCCGAGCGAGACAUCAGCGCCACUACGCUGCAGGUCGUCCCAGUGUUACAAACGCUUCACAAGGAUAGCACAAGGAAGCCUCUUAACGUGAUGUUAUCCAAUUACGAUCCGUGGCAACGGACAGCCGCUCAAAGGUUGAGGAGAGGAAUACCUCUCGUACUGCGCUCCAGAAAGUUCAAAAGGCUCGCCAAGAAAACCCGAGAAGAUCAGGAGCAGCCCGAAUUUCACCGGCCUCUGAUGGCUGUACCCAAAAGAAGCCCUCAAACCCCACAUGCCUCCAGAGCCUCGCCGUCCAUAAGUGAAGUGAAAACUGCAGAGAUUUAAAGGGAUUAUGAGUCUCAAGGUUUUUUUUUUGUAAUGAACCCUGCCAUCAAGCAUCCUUUCGCAAAAUACAGACAUGAACACUCUGUGUUAUCUCCUGCCUUACCCAGCCGAAGAGACUUUGAGCGAUAAAGCUGAAUGUAAGAGUGAUGGAUCCGGAGGCCGACAAGAUUAAUGAAGUCUCUGAUUCACAGGGUGCACAGCCAGAAUCAUUCCCAAUGAGUUACCAAUGGAGUGUGUCUAGCAGUGAGUAUGGCAAUCCUCAUUCCGCAAAAUCCCAACCCUGAGAUGGAGCGACUUCAGUCUCUCUCGUUUUGCACCUGCAAAUCAAAAGUUACAAUAUUGGGAGCAUUUUUUAUUUUUUUAUUUUUAUUCAAAUGAUAUUUGCUUUAUAUGCACCUUCAUUCACCCUAGCCCCCCCUCCCCUCCUGCGGUGCAAUAAUGAAGAAGAAAAAAACAUCGGCAGAUUGCACAUUGCCACGGACAAUAUUUUAAUGGCACUAUUGUAUUUUUUUUGUUUUCAUUUAAAAAAAGAAAAAAAGAACUGCUCCAUAUGGUAAUAUUAUGGUGCUACCUUUUUGGGAAUAAUCUCGAAGAAGAGGCUCAAAGCAACCACCUCUUGCCAUCGCGUUCGACUUUUCCGUUUUAGGAAAAGCAAGACUUUGUAAGAGAGGUGAAAAUUGAAAGUGGUUUGAUUAGGGAGGAGCAAAAGUGACCUGAACUCUGCUCUUAAAAUCCAUUACAUGGGCUGUGGAGAAUGAAGGUGAAGUCCAAAGGUGGUGUCCCUGCGAGAUCUUUUGGGGGGGGGAAAGGAACCAACAAGGAAUACGGUCGUGGUGGACAUCAGCGACUAACAGUCGAGAACUUUGAGCGAGUUAAAAGAAAACGCCACAUACUUGUACCAUAAUAUUAAUAACUCUUUCCAAGAUCUUUGCCAUUUUAUCCAUACUUCCAUGUCUUUAAAACAUAUAUACAGUACAACAUAAUACAGAACAAUCAUUUCAAAGGGAAAAAAAAAUACAGCAAUAAUGUCUUCUUGCAUAUUUUCAAUGUACAAGAGUAGUAUUCCAGUGCUUUUGCUUGAAAUGAAAUACUUGAAUAUGUAUAAUGUAAUUGGUCUCCAGGGACAUCAUGUCAUUGACCUUAUGAGUUGUCUGCAGUCUUCUUGCAAAAAAUGAGCCGCCAAGCAUGUUUCUUGGUUCAGAUAGUAAUGGCACUGUAAAAAGGCAUUAUUUAUUUUGAAAUAAACAUAUAAAUGGUCCCAAUGAUAGCACACAUUUAUAACUGGUAGAUAUGUGUUACACAAUGUUUUUUUUUUUUUUGUACUGCUUACUGUAUGUAGAUGCUUUGUACCAAAAAAAAAAAAAGUCUUCUUUUUUAAGUAAAGUCAGUGGAAGCUUCUAAAGGAUUUUGUCUC
Molecule: messenger RNA, 2279 nt
Organism: Silurus meridionalis
Lineage: Eukaryota; Metazoa; Chordata; Actinopteri; Siluriformes; Siluridae
Gene: igf2a
Product: insulin-like growth factor 2a
Exons: 4
Coding region: 200-865 (221 amino acids)
Cellular component (GO): extracellular region
Molecular function (GO): hormone activity; growth factor activity
Source: RefSeq, a predicted model, not a curated record